Molecule: messenger RNA, 3517 nt
Organism: Owenia fusiformis
Lineage: Eukaryota; Metazoa; Annelida; Polychaeta; Sabellida; Oweniidae
Source: the annotation of a GenBank genome assembly
AGGAAAAUAUUUCUAAAUUGGCACUCGAGACACCUUAUCAACAACAAUUCUAUUUCCUCAUAAUCUAACAAUUUAUCCUCACGUUAAAUCAAAUCAAACGGCUCAUAUUCUAAAAACGAUCUACACACAGAUAAUAUGGAGGAUAAACUUAUAUUAGCUACUCUUCUCUUAGGGUUAAUCGUGGCUGUGAUCAGCAGAGAGACUUUGCCCGAUUUAUCGCUAACAGAGGUUUGUGAGAACGGCGACGAUGGGCAUUGUAAUGGCGCACAAUCGAGCGUUUCCGCAUUUAAGCCCACUCCACAAAAACGAUACCCUUUAGGGGAUUACCGUAACUGCGCAGACUCCGAAGGAAAAUUACUACCCCGUCUUGAAGCCCUUCCCGGUGGGGGCUGGGAUAAUUUGCGGAACCUCGAUAUGGGAAUUGUUGCUCGAAGGAAUUACAGUCAAUGUUUAAGUUCAGAAGAUGGAAUGUACUUGAUUCCCGAUGGGAUGUUUGUGAUUCCACAGAAAAGAACCAAUUUGGAAACAUACGCGGAGAUAUUUGAGGAUAUGACAAGUUACUCGAGCAUGACAUCGAGGAGUAUUAACAUUGAAGUGAAUGUCCUUUCUCGCAUCAGCGGUUCGUUUUCGUACUCUCACCAGAAAGCCAAGACGAAACAGUACAACGAUAAAUCGAUGACGACACGGGUACAAGUACGACGCCAUGUUUACACCGUGAAACUUUCCAUGGAUACCGAGAUUGAAGCGGCGCUUCGUAACCGAGUUCUAGACAUGAUUGGUAGCCUACAAGGAAACAACACAGACGAAGCUAGUUAUCUCGCUCAGUUAUUGGUGCGUGACUAUGGUACACAUAUUGUGACAAGUGUAGACGUGGGUGCUAUACUUGCACAAGAAGACCACGUGAAACGAUCAUCUUUUCUCGAUUCUAAAACUGACUCGACGCAAUUUAAAGCAUCCGCUAGUGCAGAUUUCUUCGGAAAAGUUGGUUUUAAAAUAGGUGUAGAGGUUGGUUCCUCCGAUUCUACGACUAAGAAAUAUCAGACCAGUCGUACACAUUCUAAAGUAAUAACUCACGGUGGGUCAUCAUUCACGCCGAACUUUACUUACACAAAUUGGGAAAAGGGACUUGUCAACUCUUUGGUUGCAAUAGAUAUGUCGGGAGAUCCUCUUCAUUAUUUCAUAACUCCGAGUAAGUUUCCGGGUAUUCACGUAUCAAGUGUCAGAAAUGCAGCACGAUUAAUUGAACGCACUGUUAAUCGAUACUAUCAAAUUAAUACACUGUAUGGUUGUACGAAAAUGGAUUCUCCGAACUUCAGUUUUGAAUCAAAUUUAGACGAUGGAUCGUGCGAGACGGCGAUGACAAAUUUCACAUUUGGUGGGGUAUUCCAAAAGUGUUCUCUAUUGGAGCGGUCUGCGGGAAACAUUUGCCCCGAACUUACCCAGAAAAAUCCAUUGACUGGUGACUUUUCCUGCCCAUCGAUGUAUAAGGCAGUCUUACUUCAUAGUGGUACCAAGAGAAAAGGUGACCCGAGCAACUGCCAUGAGCAUUGUUAUACAUGUUGGCUGGUCCUUCGCUGUUGUGAUCGUAUUUGUGAUCGCUCCUCAAAAGCUAAGUAUGACGUUUAUUGGUGUUAUGCCCCGGGUCACGUAAACACUAAUUCUGGAUUUCUGUUUGGAGGAAUUUACUCAGCAGUCCGUCAAAAUCCGCUUACAAAGUCAACAAACUGUCCGAUGCAUUUCUUCGCUUUAAAAUUAGGCGAUGGCGUUUUCAUAUGUGUCAGCGAUGAUUAUGAACUUGGGUUCCGAUUUUCUAUUCCGUUUGCUGGACUUUUCAGCUGUACCGCUGGUAAUCCACUCGUGCUGUCGAAAGAUCUUGUAAAUAAACGGAGCGCUCCACGGACAAUGAUGACAUAUCUAUCCGAAGCUGGCCCUGCUUCUUGGCCACAUCGUUGUCCCCCCGGUUACAGUCAGCACAUUGCGUCCAUUGACGAUGGUUGUGAGAUAGAGUAUUGCGUAAAAGUGAACGCCCUGUCGUCUCACGGAUUGACCCCGAUCAAGCGUCCUCCGUUUAUUGACAUCCCACACAUUAACGCUAACUCCACGGAUACAAUGGUGAUCAUGGGAGCAGCUGGGAACGCUUGGGUGAAAAUCCAGGAUCAAAAUUGGAAGUUAGUUUCUGCGGCAGAUGCGAUAGAUGCGUAUAAAAUCAUUGACCAAACGAAAUCGAAUGCUCGAGUGAAACCUAAAAAUACCAGCGCAAUCGUUGGUAUAGUGAUUGGCGGGCUGGCAUUUGUUGUCUUGGUUGCUAUGGUUGUCUUUGGUAUAAGGCGAAAAUAUAAAAAUCGCCGUGCCGGACAUAGUAGAUUGGUAGGUAAUAACCAAAAUUCAGAAAUGGGUUUGCAAGAUAGCAGUCAACAAAAUCAGUAUGGGACCAUAGGAAGCGAGACUAACAUGCGUGACGAAAAUCCAAAUGUUUAGUGGGCGUGUUUCAGUUUUGAUAGAAUCACACCAAGGCAUGUACUACCAUGAACAGGGCCAUGUGUCAUUUAUCCACCACUUAUUGUAUUUUUAAAGCUUUGAAUACUAGUAGUGCCAUAUGCCAAUUGUAGAAUGUAAUAUAAACAACAAUAUAGAAGACUUAUAAACAACAAUAUAGAAGACCAAGAUGUUGAUAAGACAAAGAUGUUGUUAUUGGUACUCUACCAAUCUUGCUUACAUUAUAAUUUGAUAUAUAGAAAUUAGAGUACGGUAAUGGUGUAGUCAGAAAUUCAUAGAAAAUACGCAUGCUGAAACAACAAAUAUAGCUUCUUAAACCUUGAUAGGAAAAUAUACGUUUGGAAUGGACAUUCCACGAACAGAACUUUUUUGAGCUAAUAUGACUCGCAACACUAUAAAUUGUUCCUAAAUUGCAUGUUAUCGCCGCGAUAUAAUAUAUUCUACUGCAAAGGGCUCUGUAACAUGGAUGCUUUGUUUUUUAAAACAUUAAAACUUUCAAAGCCGAAUGACAACAACUUAAGGUGCCAUGGAAGUUAACAGGAAAUGACAAAACCAAAAGUGACAAAACCAUGCUGGAUUUUGAAAUUUUUUUGAACCAAGAUAACAGAGUUCUGUUUUGACCUCCAGUCAAUUUAACUAGUUCCACAUAUCAUUUACAUGACCGGGAACACAAUGGAAAUUUCCUGUUAACUUCCAUGGCACCUUAACGGCGAAUUACUUAAAUUAGAUGAACUAAAAACAUUAAAAUCAACAUGCAUCAUUUUAAAAGCGAAGAUAACCUUAAAAAAUUCAGCAUGUAACGAUGACUUUCAUAAACCAGAACUGCUAUAUCAUCAUUUGUAAUAAAAAAUAACAUUUACAUUUGAAAUUCACUUUUCUAUACUGUUAAAAAUGCCACAGACAGUGGAAACGUGAUAUUCGUUUUCACAAUUGUCAUUGUAUUUUAGUAUUAAUUUAAACGCACUGACUGAAUAAACGUAGUUUGCAAGCUUACUUUUGGAUCUGGUUAAACAGUCAACAA